UGUGCGACAAAUAUCUAUCUGGAACAUUGUUGUAUUUGCUACAGACCUGUAGUUACAGUUAACAACUUAAUCUACUGAAGAUGGCUUCAAGGAUGGUCAUGGUGGCGAUGUCGGCUUUCUUGGUCUGCGCUCUCCUCGCUUCGACGCCGGAAGCGGCAAGGAUGCAGCUGGAGAGAGGUGAGGUUGUUGUUGCCGGUGUCGAUGGAGGCCAUGGCACCGGCAAUGUGCACUACUGGGAGCAGCAGCGCGAGUUCAUUGGCCGCCGCCCGAGGCUGGCGUCGUCCACGCGGCGCGACGGUGUCGCACUGGCAACGUCACGUCAGGUCGUCAGCGGGGACGGCGGUGUGAAGAGAGAGGUGCCCGGCGGGUCGGACCCGAUACACCACGGCGAUAUGGCGCCGUCGUCGUCGACUGAUCCGUAGAAAGAGGAAGAGGAAGAGUGGUGGCGUGCACGUGCUCAUGCAUGCAUGCAUGGUAGUGGGUAGCAUGCGUGGUUAUAUGGCCGUGCAUGUAUUGUGUCUCGUCUGGUACAUGCAGUUUGUAAUAUUACGUCCUUCUUGUACGGAGUAUUUGUUCCACCAGCAGCAGCGAGCUAGCUAGCUUGCUCUCUGCAUGGUUGAACACGUCGAAAUAAAUUUGCUGUGGUAA
This is a messenger RNA of Phragmites australis (common reed), 648 nucleotides long. RefSeq names its product CLAVATA3/ESR (CLE)-related protein ESR2-like. NCBI's taxonomy places the organism in Eukaryota, Viridiplantae, Streptophyta, Magnoliopsida, Poales, Poaceae. The coding region runs from base 81 to 422 and encodes 113 amino acids. The record is from RefSeq and is a predicted model, not a curated record. The transcript has a single exon.